AGUUCUAUUUUAAAGUGAAAGUAGGAAGUGUAGCUUCAGUUGCAUUGCAGAAAUGGGAAAUGCUCAAGGCGAUUUGUCAGACUUGGAAGAAGAUAUAGCUAAAAUUUUCGUGAGUGCACUCAAGAAUUCCAAUACGAGAAACACUCAAAGGCCUGCAGAAGCAGUCAAAAGCCCUAGGAUAAAACAGGCGUCUAUAUGGGAUGAGGAAAAGACAUCUUCAUCUCUCAGAAUAGAAGCUGACGGAUUGACAGUGUCUAAAAUUGCAGAAAGACCUAGUUCACAUAUUGCAAAAGCAGCUGAAGGAUAUACUGAUGGAUUACACAUAUUUAAAAUACAUUGGCCUCAGAAAAAGAGGGGUUUGUGUGCAGUUAUUGGUGUUUCUUCUCAGAUGGCACCCAUUCAAAAUUUUCAAUGCCUACCGUUAUGUGGUCUAAAUCAGCACUCACUAGGUUGGGAUAUAGUAAAUAAUAAAGCUCUUUACGGAGGAAUGGUGUUGAAUACGUAUCCGGAGGACAGGAAUCCUGGUUAUUCAGUAUCAGACACCUUUUUUAUGAUCCUAGACUUGCAGAAAGGGAUCCUCUCAUUUAAAGAUGAACACGGAGAUAUUGGAAUUUGUUGUAGUGGAUUGGAUGCAGUUUUCUCCAAAAAGAAUGUAAAACUAUAUCCUACAGUUAAUCUUACAAAUUUCAAUGAUAAGGUAUCAAUGACAAAAAUCGAAGGCAUGGGGAAGAGUACAUUUAAUCAAUUGUUUUCAACAAGAAGUACGUCUGCUUUAUCGGAAAAUUCUGUAGUUUGGAGAACUUUAAUAGAGAUGAUGCGUAGCAAAAGCUUAGAUGACUCCUCACUUAUAUAUGAAAGCAUUGCCAAGUUUCAUAAUAUUUUGGAGGAAGCUAAACAAGACGUUUGGAUGUAUAAGAUAUAUAUGUCUAUGAUUGCGAAAGACGCUAACAUAAUGUGCCAUUAUCAGAAAUAUACAUAUAAACAAAAAAGGAAACCAGCAGCGAUUACGAAUUUUAUAGAGAUAACUAAACUGAUGGGAACAUGUUCCCACGAUUUUGCAAAAUUUUCCACGUCACUAUUUGAAUCUGGAUGUUUAGAUACUUUGGAAACUGUACUUUCAGACAUAAUUAAAGCAAAUAUGUCAAUAUCAAUCAAGAAAGAUAUUCUACUCCCUAUCCUCAUCCUAAUAUGCAAUCUCUCUAAGAUAUCGGCAAUAAGAGAUGAAAUUCUUCAAAGGAAAAUUGACGGAUUGCUUGAAAAACAUUGUUCUGAUAAUAUAUGUGCAGGUGUAGACGUCGAAUCAUUUAUUCCAAUACUAUGUAUUAUGAGUCUUGGCUAUAUAAAAUACGAAGAUUCGAGAUCUAAAUGGACCAUUAAUUCACAUUUUCUGGAUAUCAUUGCCUCUUUCGCUGAAUCUGCAGCCCUAGAUGGAAAGGUCGGAGAUGACUUUUUCAUAUUACCAAAAGAAGCUCUGGAUACAUUGGCAUCAGUACUGGACAACAAUCAGAAUAUUUUGUAUUUGUUACGUCAAGGGGUUACUGGUAAAUUUAAUGGCAUUUUGAAUGGAAUUAAAGAAAAAAAUGACUGUCUUACUAUAGCGUUACAAUGUCUAAUUAAACUAUUAACGAAAGUUGUCGAAUUACAAAGGGAAAAUUCUCAUAAUAGUUCUCUCAGAGAUAGUGUAGGCGUAAAGCGAUUAAGAGAAACUCUCAAAGACUUAUCAAGCGGUUCAAGCAGCAUUGAAUGCCAGAUUAAUUCCUGCCUAAACAAAUUAGAUGAAAUUGAGAAAGGAGUAGCUGUAGAGAAAAAAUGCCUUCUGAAAGAUUUAACUGCAGAAUUAAUGCAGUGUUUAAAUUUUAGCUCGGUAUAUUUUGACUCUAAAUACGAUAGAUGUUUUUGCAUCAACUGCCAUUCUAAAAGAAACGAUCAAGAUUAUUACUCACGUGGAGAGCCAUCCCGAACCUAUGCAUUGCCUAUUGGAUGGUAUAGGUUUGGUUUGGUUUUACCUCCUUUUGCAGAAGAGGCAGAAGCCGUAAAAAAAUGGCAUAGAGCUUAUCACGGUACCAAGACUGAGACUAUCCCUGAUAUUCUACGUCAUGGAUUUCUGUUAUUACCCGGUGAUUAUACAGCUAGUGGUCAUCGGCUGACAGAAUUGCCAAAUCACUUUAAUGAUGAGAGAAAACCUGAAGGAUUCAAUACAAAAUGUGUAUUUGUAUCUCCAUCUCUUCGCUAUUCAACCCACUACUCCCCAGGAUCAAGAUGGAAAGAUAAAUACGUUGUCAAAAUGUGUUUUCAAGUUCUAAUGGCACCAAAUACUUACAAAAUUGGACCACAAACAAUUGGACAAAGCAAACAAAUUGAUCAGAAAUUUUCCAACGACGAACUUGAAUGGUUUACAAUGCAACGUGCUUGUCAUGCUCUCUACGGACUUUUGAUUAAUAUAGAACCUAUUGAAAAAAACGCCAUUUUAUCGAAAACGAAAGCAGAUAUAUCACAGACAGAUAUGGGUAACAAUCUAAGCGAUUUAGGUGAUAUAGAAUCGAAAACAAGUACUCUAAUAAGAAAUGCAUCCGGUACUGAUUGUGAAAGAGAUAAUUAUGAAGGACAGUAUCAUUUUCAGGAUGAGUUUACACUUCCAUUGGAUGCUUGGGAAAAGCGUAUUAAAGCGUAUGAAGUUAAUCCUGUUAAAGCUAAACAAGGUUGUGUACCCCAAUGGUUCAAACAAGAAAAUGUAUUUCAAUGGGAUAAGAUCGAUUCCUCAGAUAACUUUACAAUAACCGAUGAAAAGAUAACGAUUCGUAAAAAUAUUUCCAAAACCUCCUCAGAUUUAGCUAAGUGUACAGAAGGAUUAUACAAAGGAAUUCACGUUUAUCAAAUAUAUUGGCCUAAAGAAACGAGAAGAGGUAAAUUCUCAAUAAUUGGUUUAUCAACCGAUUCAGUUUCUAAAAGAGAAAGCUCUCUCGUUCCACUUUGCGGUCAGAAUGAGAAUUCAUUUGGUUGGGAUUUAAACAGUAAAGAAUUUUAUUAUAAGAAUGAAGUAAUUCAUAGCUACCCGGAGAAUUGUUCGCCGAGCUUCGUUAUUCCCGACUAUUUCAAAAUGAUAGUCGAUUUUAAAAGAGGAACUCUAUCAUUCGGAACAAAUGAUAUAGAUUACGGUAUAUGUUUUACCGGAAUAACUGAAUUAUUUACAAAACAGAAUAAAAAUCUGUUCCUAACGGUAAGCAUCUCCAGUAAAAACUGUGAAAUUAGCGUUGCGAAACUACCGUAUCUUCUUAAAUCUGAAGGAUAUUAUAGCGAUUUGGAAACGUUUACUAAAGUUCUUCUUAAAAUUUUGGAUCUUAUAGCAAAAAUUAAUGAAUACUCUCUUUUUAAAGAUUUUUUAAAGAAACUAUUAAAAUUUUUAAGAGUAUGCUACUGUGAUAGUAUCCUAUACGAAACUAUUCUAACCAUUAUUAUGAAAAGUCAGUUUUUUGAGGUUGCAAAUAAAAUGUUGAGAUUUUUCACAUUGUAUAUGGACGAUCAUGAUAUUCAACAAAGUUACAGAAUGAUGUGUAAAUUUUUCAAGAGUUGUUCAAAGAAGAAUGCUAUGUUCGCUAAAUUGGCUUUUGACAAUUCAUUUAUUGAUCUUUUACACAUUGUAAUGGAGGCCGAAAAACUUAAAUUAAAUCCGAAUGGAAUUUUGCUGUGUACUUUACAGUUAAUUAAACAGGGCUGUAAGAUAUCGGAGAUAUCAGGUAGAAUUUUGGAAAAAAGAGAUUACUAUAUUAACUUUACAAGAUGCCAUCUCACACCUGAUAACAUCAAACUAGUUACUCUAACGAUAAGUAUUCUUCUUUGUGGAGAAACCUUUGAACUUGAUGAAACUUGUGCGAAUUUACUGAUAAAAUAUUUCAAUGAUAAACUCCAAUCGACGUUAAUUCUUGAAAUUUUAAGGUAUGCUUUGAGAAAUGAAAGGAAUUACCAACAUUUGUUUGAUAUGGGUAUAAUGAACAUGUUGGGAAAUAAAUUGGAAAAUUUAGACCCAAACGAUUUAACGUCCUGUGAACAUCUUUUAAAUUGUUUAAGCGUCUGUUUCUCAAUGACUAUUAAAACUAUUAGAAAAGUAGACACCUUACCGAGGAAUUUCAACGCAGAUAGAUUCAUAAUGGAAUUGGAAAAAUUAAAAGGAAACGAAUUUGAUGAUUUAAUUUCAACUUGUAUCUUAAAAUUGAACGAAAUCAAGAGGAUAAAAGACUCAGAAAUUUGUCAAUUAAAAAAUUUAUGUGAUAAAUAUUUUAAAACUGAAUUAUCCAUAAGAGAUUCUUACAAAGCAGAAAGACAUAGCAAAUGUUUCUGUCAUAAUUGCCACCUUUAUAGAAAAGACAAUGACUAUUAUCAUAGGGGAAAGCCUUUAAGAAAAUAUGUUUUGCCUCUUGGAUGGUAUAGGAUAGGGCUCAACGUUCACGACACCCAUGCAACCGUGUACGACUUUGAGGAUUGGCAUAGAGCCUAUCUUCCAAUAUCUUUCAGCGAUAGUGUAAAAGAAGUUAUUGAAAGUCGUAAUUCAGAAAUCCGAGAAUCAGCAACUAGAUUUGUUUCUCCAUCAAUUAAAUAUUGCAGUUACACAUCUCAGUCAAGAAGAUACGGAGCUUAUGACAUUAAAUUGGCUUUUCAAGUCUUAGUAAGACCCGAUAGCUAUACAGCUCAAGGUAGAAACGGCAAUAAACAACUCCAAUUUGAUCCAUCAUUUUCCAACACCGAAAUAGAAUGGUUCGUUGAAAAUGAUAAUUCAUUAAUUAUCUAUGGCCUACUAAUAAAAGCAGAUUUAAGACAGAAAUAA
Dimorphilus gyrociliatus is the source of this 4819-nucleotide messenger RNA. The record is from the annotation of a GenBank genome assembly. Lineage: Eukaryota; Metazoa; Annelida; Polychaeta; Dinophilidae.